AUACAAACUUAAUGGUGUGGCUAUGCAUCUCAAAAUCUGAAAUUCAGAAUAAUGCAAGCCAAGGCGAACGCAUCGUAUAUAGCGGACCUUUUGCAAACCUGCAUAGAUAAUAAAGCCCACGUUGCAGGCAAACUUCUCCAUGGCCAUAUCGUCCAACUUGGCCUCUCUUCCGAUACUUUUCUUAGCAACCGCCUUACUGAGUUUUACUCGAAAUGUGGUCUCACUCGGACUGCACGCCACAUGUUCGAUCAAAUGCCUCAACCUAACAUAUACUCUUGGCAUGCGAUGCUGACUGCCCACUGUAAAGCUGGCCAGUUAGAGCAUGCUACCGAACUGUUUGUUAAAAUGCCUGAGAGGAAUAGUGUGUCGUGGAACACUAUGAUUAGCGCUUUAGCUCGAAAUGGGUAUGAAAGCAAAGCCUUGGAGGUUUACAAUAUGAUGAAUUCAGGUGGUUUUGAGCCAACUCAUAUCACCUUGGCGAGCGUUUUGAGUGCUUGUGGUGGGUUGAGGGGUAAGGAGUUUGGGAGAGUGAGUCAUGGUUUGGCUGUAAAAUAUGGUCUUGACAAAAAUGUCUACGUUGGAAAUGCAUUGUUAAGUAUGUAUGUAAAAUGUGGAUGUGGUGGGGAUGCAAUCAAGGUGUUUGGAGAUUUUCCAGAGCGUAAUGAGGUUUCCUUCACAGCAAUGAUGUCGGGGUUGGUUGAGAUUGAUCAAGUCGAAGAGGCUUUUAACAUGUUUAGGUUGAUGCAGCGGAAUGGGUUUAGGAUUGAUUCUGUUUCAUUGUCCAGUGUUCUCAGAGUUUGUGCUAAAGGUGAUGGCGGGGACUUUGUUAUUGAUGACAUUAAUGCUUGGUAUAUGUGUAAUGUGCCUGGGAAACAAGUCCACAGUCUUGUUGUUAAACUUGGAUUUGAAAGUGAUCUUCGCUUGUGUAACUCGUUACUUGACAUGUAUGUGAAAAACAAGGAUAUGGGCAGUGCUGAAGUACUUUUUGGGGACCUGCCUGAAGUUAGUACUGUUUCUUGGAAUAUUAUGAUAGGCGGAUUUGGCCAGAACUAUGAAAAGAAAAGAGCAAUGGAAUACAUGGAAAAGAUGCAGAGUUGUGGUUAUGAACCUGAUGAGGUUACUUAUAUUAAUAUGCUGGCAGCUUGUGUCAAAUCCGGGGAUGUUGAAGCUGGGUGUUGGCUAUUUGAGAGAAUGGCAUGCCCAAGCUUGAGCUCAUGGAAUGCUAUGCUUUCAGGCUACUCACAGAAUGGGGAUCACUGUGAAGCCAUAAACCUUUUCAGGAAAAUGCAGUUUCAAAAUGAGCGACCUGAUCGAACCACUUUGGCUAUCAUACUCACAUCCUGUGCAGAAAUAGCACUUUUGGAAUAUGGGAAGCAGAUUCAUGCUGCCUCAUUUAAAAAUGAUGUUCCAGGUGACAUAUAUGUAGCUAGCAGUCUUAUUGGCAUGUACUCAAAAUGUGGUUGGGUAAAAGUGGCAAAAUGUAUAUUUAAGAGAUUGCCUCAGUUAGAUAUAGUAUGUUGGAAUUCUAUGAUCUCGGGUUUGAACCUUAAUUCAUUGGACAAAGAAGCAUUUUCCUUCUUUAAGGAAAUGCUACAGAUGGGAAUGCCACCUAGUGAAUUCUCUUAUGCAACUGUACUCAGUAGUUGUGCAAGAUUAUCUUCCCUUGCAUUGGGGACUCAGGUUCAUGGCAUGAUAGCUAGAGGUGGAUAUGCGAAUGAUGUUGUUGUGGGAAGUGCUCUGAUCAAUAUGUAUUCUAAAUGUGGUGAUAUAGAUGGGGCCCGUCUUUGCUUUGACAUGAUGCCCUGUAAAAACACUAUUACCUGGAAUGAGAUGAUACAUGGGUAUGCACAGAAUGGGUGUGGAGAUAAAGCUAUUUUCUUAUAUGAGCAGAUGAUUGAAACAGGAAAUAAGCCUGAUGGUGUAACAUUUAUUGCUGUGUUAACUGCUUGUACCCAUUCAGGAUUGGUAGAUCGGGGGAUAAGAAUUUUCCACUUAAUGGAGCUAGAAUAUGGAGUGGAGCCACUGGUUGAUCAUUACACUUGUAUUAUCGAUUGUUUGGGUCGUGCAGGUCGGUUUGAUGAAGUGGAAGAACUUCUAAAUAAGAUGCCAUACAAAGAUGACCCAAUUAUAUGGGAGGUAUUGCUUAGUACAUGUAGGGUUCAUAUGAAUGUAAGUUUAGCAAGAAGAGCUGCAGCAGAGCUUUUCCGGUUGGAUCCAGAGAAUUCUGCCCCUUACGUGCUUCUAGCAAAUGUGUAUUCAUCUCUGGGAAGAUGGGAUGAAUCAAAGGGUGUUAGAGAAAUGAUGGUUGAAGGGAAGGUAGUCAAGGAUUCCGGUUUUAGCUGGGUUGAAAAUCAGAAUGGAAUUGAAGAAAAUGGGGGGGGGGGGGGGGGGGGCUUAUAAUGUGUCUUCACAUUAAUGAAACAGGAGAAUGGUAAAACUAGUUGUUGCAUUCAAAGAUAAUUGAUGUGGGCAUUUUCUAGUGUUUCAUCCACAAUUGGGUUGGUUUGCAUUGGUCUCAUCUUUUUGAGCGGAAGCCAAGAGAAUUAGAAUUAGGUUGGAGUGGAGUAUGCCUAGAUGUCUUAAUAACAUCAAAUGUAGCGAGCCAUCCUCUUCCAAUUGGUGAUGAUAAGAAACCUUGGCCAACAAAGGAAAGAGGUGUUCCGGUUUAGCGUGAGGUAUGGCUGGAUGUCUUAACAUAACAUUCAUUGUAUGCCAUGAGCUGGCCCUUGCUUUUGCUCUGUGUCAAAUUAUGUGGAUGUGCAUCAAAGCUAACUAUUAGCUUAAAACAGAAAAUAUGAGUUCUGGUUAUUUAAAAGUUAUGCUUUAGUGUGCCAUAGGUCUCUUAUAUUGUGAGAUUUGCAUUUGGUU
Messenger RNA from Ipomoea nil (Japanese morning glory), 2868 nucleotides. Its product is annotated as pentatricopeptide repeat-containing protein At4g20770-like. Gene Ontology annotation, biological process: RNA modification. The transcript has 2 exons. Lineage: Eukaryota; Viridiplantae; Streptophyta; Magnoliopsida; Solanales; Convolvulaceae. Gene Ontology annotation, molecular function: RNA binding; protein binding. The record is from RefSeq and is a predicted model, not a curated record. Bases 52 to 2400 code for a protein of 782 amino acids.